Messenger RNA from Pyricularia pennisetigena, 453 nucleotides. RefSeq lists its product as uncharacterized. NCBI's taxonomy places the organism in Eukaryota, Fungi, Ascomycota, Sordariomycetes, Magnaporthales, Pyriculariaceae. Gene Ontology annotation, biological process: regulation of DNA-templated transcription; protein folding. The coding region runs from base 1 to 453 and encodes 150 amino acids. The record is from RefSeq and is a predicted model, not a curated record. The transcript is spliced from 5 exons. Gene Ontology annotation, cellular component: cytoplasm; prefoldin complex.
AUGGCGGGUAGAGAACAGCAAAUAAAUCUCGAUAGCCUCAGCACUCAACAGCUGAGUGCCGUCAAGAAGCAGCUGGAUGAGGAGGUUGAGCACCUGACAGCCUCUUUCACACAACUCCACGCUGCUCAAGGCAAAUUUCGCGAAUGCCUGCGCAUCGUGAAAGAGCAGUCGGCGUCACCAGAAGCAAAGAAGGAUGUUUUGGUACCCCUGACCAACUCCUUGUAUGUGAGGGGCAAGUUGUCCGAUCCAAGCAAUGUUCUCGUUGACGUGGGAACUGGUUUCUAUAUCGAAAAGAGCACCGCCAGCGCAGCAGAGUUCUACGAGGCCAAGGUGAAGGAGCUAGGGGGAAAUAUCCAGGGCCUCGAGGGGAUUGUGCAAGGGAAGACGAACAACUUGCGCGUUGUAGAGGAAGUUCUUCGCCAAAAGCUUGCUACUGGCGCCAAACCAUCCUAG